Messenger RNA from Leptinotarsa decemlineata (Colorado potato beetle), 1699 nucleotides. RefSeq names its product carboxylic ester hydrolase. Lineage: Eukaryota; Metazoa; Arthropoda; Insecta; Coleoptera; Chrysomelidae. The record is from RefSeq and is a predicted model, not a curated record.
CAGCAGAAUAAAUAGAAGCCCGUUGCUAGUGUAACGAAAACAAUGCGAGAUUUAUGUUGUUGAGUACAUUUCAUGAACUGAAACUGUGUAUGGAAAUCAGUAAAUAUUUUCAUUUAGAAAAAAUCGAGUUGAAAGAAGCCGCUUAAAAGCAUCGUGAAGAAAAAUGGCAAAAUUCCACUGCCUUGUUUAUAUAUUGAUGAUGGUUCUCAUAGGAUAUGUAACUGGAGAAGAUGGACCUAUUGUAACUAUUCCACAAGGAUCUGUGCAGGGUGCAUUUCGGACAUCUUACGGAGGAAGAGAAUAUACAGCAUUUGAGGGUAUUCCUUACGGCAAACCACCUAUAGAUGACCUUAGAUUUGCUGAACCACAACCUGCAGAAAAAUGGCAUGGUGUCCUCAUAGCUAACCAUACGUACAGGUGUAUGUGUUUUGUAGCGAUUCCUUUUAUGUAUGGCAUAAAAGGUACUGAAGACUGCCUUUAUAUGUACGUGUACGUUCCCUUGAAGGAAAUACAUGGAAACGAAAGUUUAGAUGUAAUAGUUCAUAUCCAUGGAGGAGCUUUUAUGAUAGGUUCCCCUUUAGACAUGGCUGGACCAGUUUACAUCAUGGAUAAAGAUGUGGUUUUCGUAUCAUUCAACUACCGGCUAGCAAUUCUAGGCUUCCUUAGCACCGAAGAUGACAUCGUACCCGGAAACAAUGGAUUGAAAGAUCAGGUACUAGCCUUGCAGUGGAUCAGAGAUAACAUCGAGUACUUCGGUGGAAAUCCAGAAUCCGUAACGAUUACAGGACUUUCUGCGGGAGGGGCAAGUGUUCAUCUCCAUUAUAUGUCUCCGCUAUCAAAAGCAAUUUGGGUGACGUCGAACGUCAGGGAUGAAGGGAUUUACCCAACAGCGUUUUUCGUGGCGACGGACAAGUUAGCCGAGAUGGAUUCAAGAUGGAACGAAUUAAUGCCUUUCAUGUUGGAUAUCCAAGACACAGUUGAUGAGGAACUCAAAAAAGACGUAGUCACGAAAGUACGAAAACAUUACUUGGACGAUGAACCAGUUUCAGAAGAUAACGAGUACGCUUUAGUCCGGAUGUUCAGUGACCGGCAUUUCUUCAUAGAUGGAGAGAAAGCGGCCAGACUUCACGCAAACGUGUCCAACUCUUCGGUUUAUUAUUAUUUCUUCACCUACGUUUUGCAACAACCAUUCAUAGUUCCAGGAUUCAGGAAAGGAGUGAGCCAUUGUGAUGACGGAAGACUACUCUUCAAAAUGUUCGGUACCCCAAAGAGACUUGAAGCUGAUGACGAAAAAAUGGUGCAAUUAUUCACCGAAUUCAUAACCAGCUACGCGAAGACAAAUAAUCAAGUUCGAUCCUCCAUUACGAAAUGGGACAGUUUCUCAACAAAAUGGCCUUCUCUCUGGUUGUGUAGUGCCAGUGCGACAGUGUCCGAGUCGAUGGAUUGGAAAGAGGGGUUUCACAGGUUUAAAAUUCUUGACAUUAAACCUCGUUUUGGUGAUAUUGAAUGGCUUCCAAUCGAUCCGACUAGCAAAUUGAUGAAUGUUCUCAGAAUAAAUAGACCAGAUGAUAUUUCAAUGGAAGAAUUCGAGAAAAUAGGAGCUAAAGACCUAUGGGAUAGUUUCCUAAUCAAGGAGAAUGAUAAAAUAACAAACUUGUUGUAGUCAUAGUAAUUGAGAACAUAUAAGUAUUGAAUACGA